Eucalyptus grandis is the source of this 714-nucleotide messenger RNA. RefSeq names its product cytochrome b561 and DOMON domain-containing protein At3g07570-like. NCBI's taxonomy places the organism in Eukaryota, Viridiplantae, Streptophyta, Magnoliopsida, Myrtales, Myrtaceae. The record is from RefSeq and is a predicted model, not a curated record. Bases 1 to 714 code for a protein of 237 amino acids. The transcript is spliced from 5 exons.
AUGGCGAUUUUAAAAAAUGGGCAACUUUUGAAAGAACAGUACCAUAAAAUAUCCGCAAACAAAUGGGAGUUCUUACUCUCUACACCGUUCACAGACUCUUACAUAGCCAUGGGCUUCUUGAAGAAUGGCCAGAUGGUUGGCUCGAGCGCCAUGGUCAGGUGGGUCUCGUCGGGCGUGUUCGUGAUGAAGGGGGCAGGCCAAACCACGACUGAGAGCAGGCGCUAUACCGGCCUGAGGAGGAGCCAUGGGAUCCUGAACAUCUUGGGAUGGAGCAUCUUGAUGAUCGCUGGGAUAAUCGUUGCUCGUCACUGCAAGCAGUACGACCCGAUGUGGUUCUACGUGCACGCCGCAGUUCAGUCCUCGGCCUUCGUUUUGGGUUUGCUGGGAAUCAUCUGCGGGUUCGUGUUGGAAAACAAGAUCAGUGCCAGCAGCGUCUCCACCCACAAGGGCCUGGGAAUCUUCAUCCUUUUUCUUGGCUGCCUCCAGGUGAUGGCAAUUUGGGUUCGACCGAGGAAGGGAUUGAAGGUGCGAGAAUACUGGAAUUGGUAUCACCAAAAUGUGGGGCGGGUUUUGAUCAUUUUUGCGAUCGCGAAUGUUUUCUAUGGAAUUCAUUUAGGCGAAGAGGGGAAGAAGUGGAAUCUUGCUUAUGGAAUUAGUAUUGGCGUUCUAUCUGUAAUUCUCAUUGUUCUGGAGAUACCAAAGUUUAGGAAGUGA